Molecule: messenger RNA, 1725 nt
Organism: Fonsecaea pedrosoi CBS 271.37
Lineage: Eukaryota; Fungi; Ascomycota; Eurotiomycetes; Chaetothyriales; Herpotrichiellaceae
Exons: 4
Coding region: 1-1725 (574 amino acids)
Molecular function (GO): FAD binding
Source: RefSeq, a predicted model, not a curated record
AUGCUGACUUGGAUAGGGCUGAAAGGUGUCAUGAUCAGCAAUGCUCCGGGGACAGCCAACACUCCACGCGCUCACAUCACGAACAUGGCUGCACUAGAGUGUCUCCGAGACAUCGGGCUCGACAAAGACCUCGAGAAUCUCUCGUCGAAAGGGGACUGCAUGAUUCAUACCCGAUGGUGCCAUAGUAUGGCUGGAGAAGAAUACGCUCGGAUUUACUCGUGGGGCAAUGAUCCUGCAAGAAAGGGAGAUUAUGAAAGCGCCAGUCCAUGCUCACCAGUAGAUCUACCCCAGACACUUCUGGAGCCAGUGCUCGUGCGCCACGCCACCCUUGGAGGUUUCAAGACGAGGUUCGAUACGACGUUACUCUCCUUUGAGACUGACCCUGCAAGCGGCCUGAUCACUGCUAACGUGCGGGAUAAUCUCUCUUCCUUGGAAUAUCAAAUCCGAACCAAAUACCUCUUGGGGGCUGACGGAGCACGCAGCCAAGUGGUGAAACAACUCGACCUUCCACUCUCGGUCAAACCAGGUCAAGGUAUGGCAAUCAAUGUGUUGGUCAAAGCGGAUCUAUCCCACUUGGUCAAGCAUCGACGAGGAAACUUGCAUUGGGUCAUGCAGCCUGACAAGAAGCAUCCUGAGUUCGGCCAGAUGGGGAUUGUACGCAUGGUCAAGCCAUGGAAUGAGUGGAUGUUUAUCUUACUACCGACUCGAGACUGUGACCCUCAGAUCUCACCCUCCAAGGAGGAAUACCUCCAGAGAGUGAGGGAUUUUAUCGGUGACGAGACCCCCACCGAGAUUAUUGACAUCUCCAAAUGGUUCAUCAACGAGAUUGUUGCAGUCAAAUACUCUGAGGGAAACGUGUUCUGUCUCGGAGACGCAGUCCACCGUCACCCUCCCUUCAAUGGGCUAGGUUCCAACACAUGUAUUCAAGAUGCGUUCAAUCUAGCCUGGAAGCUUGCGUACGUCCAUCGCGGCCUCGCCGAUCCUUCAUUGCUCUCAACCUAUAGUAUCGAGAGACAACCUGUCGGCCAUCAGAUCAUCACGCGGGCGAACAACGGGUUUCGUGACCAUUUCAAGAUCUGGGAGGCGCUGGGGGCGCUCCAUCCAGAUGUGGAGGGUCGGAAGGCCAUCCUCAACGAACUAAGUGCUCCCACCACAACUGGGAGUGAACGCCGGCGUCAGCUGCAGGAUGCCAUCACGAACUCAUGCCACGAAUUUCACGGGCUCGGUGUGGAAAUGAACCAAACAUAUAGCGGUCCGGGCGUGUACGCCGCGGAUGAAGCGGAGCCCUUUAGGCAUUCCGGGCGCGCCGCCGAAGAUCCCAUCCUCUACUACGAAAAGAGUACUUAUCCUGGAUGUCGUCUGCCACACGUGUGGCUCAAUAAAACAAUCCCAACGGAACCCGUGUCGACCGUCGAUCUCGCCGGGCAUGGUGGAUUCACUCUUUUCACGGGCCCUGGAGGAGAGCACUGGUACGAAGCUGCCAAAUGUGUCUCUGAUAAGCUCGGAAUUCCCAUUGCGGUGCAUUCCAUUGGAUUUCGACAACAAUGGGAGGACGUCUAUUAUGACUGGGAGCGGGUGCGCGGUGUUGGAGAUUCAGGGGUUGUCUUGGUUCGACCUGAUCGCUUCGUUGCUUGGAGAGCUCCAGCCGUCCUCGAAGGUCAAGAUGCAUGUGAGCGAAAACUCUCAGACGUGUUGGUUUCAAUACUUGGCCGCAAUGCUGCCUGA